UAUGUGGGUUUAUAUUGAAUUUAAGAUGCAAACCAGUCAAAAGAACGGAGUCAACCAGCAGGGGGCGCUUGCAGUCACACCACCGGCUGUUUGUUUAUGACUUUACUUUCUUUUGACACAACACGUGAGUAAGACGACUCUUCACCGUCUUAACGCUACAAAACUGAGCAGAAAAGCCCACCAUGAACGCCGACGGACGCAAUAGGUCUCGGCGGCCCACGCUGCCGCCUCUGUCCAACCGGACCCUGCGCCACCCCUCCUUCCUGCCCAUGUUCAUGGCUGCGGGCGUUGCACACCAUCUCACCGACUGUCGCAACCAAACGGUGCUCCCCAUCAUCCCAGCAGAGUUCUUCUACACUGACCCCACCAUGAGCUGUGGGCAGAGGGUCCCCAACAUAGUGAGUAGGCUGCAGGUUUUAGAUUGCUUCCACCUAAACACUCCGACACCAGUCAUGUCCGCCCGCCCAGCUCCACCAACCUGUCCCGACCCAUUCAGAUCAGGACCAUACCCCACCAGGGAUCUGGGCAGCCUCACCUUGAAAGUAAAUACACUCCACCUUCCGGUACAGCCAAGACGGGUUGUGCUCCAGCUUACCCAGGAGGAGGACCAGGCUGUUACCAAUCUCCUGAAACUGCACCACCAAGAAGAGCCUUUGCAUUGGGGCUCAGCUGAGGGAGUCGAGCCCCUUUGUAAGGAUGUGCCGUGUGCAGAAGAGUCCAGUUUGCAAAGUCAGUUGCAGCAGGGAAGGCGUUGGUCAGAUACAGAGCUAGAGGCAGCUAACACCCUCUUGAGUGGCUUUAGCCUGAUGGAGAAUGACAACAUCUGGGGCCAAAACCACUGUAAAUCUGUAGCAAUACCUCCUGAUCCUCUGCUGUACCGGCAUCCUGAGGAUCCAUCAACAAACACUGAAACCCAACACAGAUCGGAUUAUUUUCCUGCAUCAAUAACUGCUGAUUGUGCCCAAAACGAUGUUGUCUACAUCGGCUUUAGUUGUGCCAGGGAAUACGGAGGACGCGGCUGGGGGGAUUUGGAGUUUGUGGAGGUAAAGAAUGCUGAUGUUCACCUGCCUGUCUGUGAGUCUUCGCUGUCCUCUGACUCGAAGACAAACAGGGGAUCAAGCGCCGCCGGAGGUCUUUCGGAGGUGAAGUGGGCGCUCUCAGAUUUGGAGGGAGAUGCUGUGCGUAUGCUCCUGAGCCUCGGAGACACGGGGGCGUUGGCCAUUGUGCAGUGACUGUUUUAAACCUGAGGGUCUUGUCCCUGUAAGGGACUUUACCACCGCUCUCAUUAUGGAAACCACUAGUUGAGGGUUCUUUGCACUGGUAGCUCAUAAGUCUUUGACUUUGAUAGACACCAAAACACUUUAAUUUUCUAGAAUGAGAAUCUCCCUUUUCGUAUUGCACAUUUGCCUUGUAAUUUUCAUACUACCGUACCAGUGUUCAAUAAAAAUCAACCGUUGAGACUCUA
Cyclopterus lumpus (lumpfish) is the source of this 1465-nucleotide messenger RNA. RefSeq lists its product as uncharacterized. Gene Ontology annotation, cellular component: cytoplasm; nucleus. The transcript is spliced from 4 exons. NCBI's taxonomy places the organism in Eukaryota, Metazoa, Chordata, Actinopteri, Perciformes, Cyclopteridae. The record is from RefSeq and is a predicted model, not a curated record. Gene Ontology annotation, biological process: regulation of DNA-templated transcription. The coding region runs from base 183 to 1232 and encodes 349 amino acids.